Molecule: messenger RNA, 1079 nt
Organism: Trematomus bernacchii (emerald rockcod)
Lineage: Eukaryota; Metazoa; Chordata; Actinopteri; Perciformes; Nototheniidae
Product: dnaJ homolog subfamily C member 28-like
Source: RefSeq, a predicted model, not a curated record
AAGAAGGUCCAGUAUGUAACAACUACGAGCCGCACUGAGACCCUGUUGCUCAGAGAGCUCAGCUCAAUGCACCAGAUGAGCCGAAGCCUGCGAGAGAGCUACAGGAUCCUCCAGCUGCCUGACGAGGCACAAAGCAGUCCAGGUCAGGUGAAAGAGGCCUACCUGCGCCUCGCUAAGCUCUAUCACCCAGACUCUGGGGCUCCAACUGCAGAUGCAAUGCUUUUUGCUCGAGUUGAAGAUGCCGACCGUGCCGUUCUGGCCCAUCAGACUAAGACCAAUCGCACCGAUGGAGGCAAGCAAGUGGAGGAUGAAGAUAAUUCAAGAGCUAAAGCCUUUCCCCACAGACACUACCAGGGUGUGGGUUCAGGCACGCCCAGCCAGUGUGAGCGCCAGUAUCGACAGAUUCGUGUCGACCGGGCAUCCGAGCUGGGUUUUAACUACCGGCAGAGGGAGCACGAGAGGGCAGCCGCUGCAGAGGGGGCAGUAAUAGAGCAGGACAUACGUCAGCGGAGCCGAAAGAUCAAGAUCACUCAGGCUGUGGAGCGGCUUGUGGAGGACAUGAUCCAGGAGUCCAUGGCACGAGGAGACUUUAGAAACUUGAGUGGAGCUGGCAAGCCCCUCAAUAAGUUUGAAUACAAUCCAUACGCUGAUCCUAUGACCCACAACCUCAACCGCAUCCUCUUCGACAACGGUUACCAGCCACCCUGGGUCGUCACACAACGCGACAUCCGAGAGACCAUCGCAGAGAUCGGAAAUGAGUUAUUGGAGGAGAGAGCCAGGCCUGGUGACCCAUUGGCUCCUAAAGAGCAAAGCAAAUGGGAGCAGCUGUGUGAAUCCGCAGAGGGGGAUUUAGUGAAACUUAACAAGACGGUGGACGAUUACAACCUCAUCGUACCGAUGCUCAACAUGCAAAUGGUUCACUUCAGUUUAUCACGAGAGAUUGACCGAGCUGUGAAAGGAGCACACCAACACAGACUGGACCAGCAGAGAGAGAGAGAGAAAAGGAGCAAGAGAGGUGGAAGGAAGAGAAAAAAAGAUCCAAAGCAGUAACUAAACCUCAAAACACAAAACAAGGCCUG